ACAGUGCGCUCCCUGUCUGUUGCGAGGCCAGAGCCACAGGGUUUGUUUGAACGUUCCAAAAAGUGGAUGUUUAGGAGACUUCUGCAGAACGGCGUGAAGUCAACGUUCCGUCGCUUCACUGCGCCGACACUUUAAUGUAGAUAUGGAAGGAGAUGAAUAACUGUAUAGUGAGACGUAAACCUUAUUAUAACCAGAUACCAUCUGACUGCUGUGUCCGUUGGAACUACUCUGUAAUUGGGUAAUCAUCAUAUCCAUUCGGACAUGGGUUUCUUUUGCUUUGGAAUUCCUGAUCUGUUCUUGCUCUUGACAUGAUAUCCACGGCAGAUUGUUUUUUAACCAUGUCUUUUUUAAUUAAUUUGGCAAUCUGCUAAACUUUGGGGAGAGCUUAAAAUAUUCUGUCUGUCGAUCACUUUGCUUUGGAUACUGCGAGCUAUGCUGCCAAGAUGUUACAAGAGACCAAUGUUUCGUCCUUUAUUCUGGAAACAAUCCUAACGCUCUUAUCGCAAACAAAUGUAAAAGUACAAUGAUACAUUUAUACUGAAACCAAGGGACUAUUCAUAGAAGGACGGAGGAGAAUGGCUUCGAAGGAAAGGUUGAAUGAGCUGUGGAUUUUAUAUUACACCAAGAAAGAUGUGGGCUGCCUGCAGCAGUGGCUGGAGGCGUUUGUGGCUUCCUUUGAGAAGCUUGUUGAUGUGCAGUCACUGGAGCCUCGCAGGCUGGAGGACUAUAUUGCGGAGGUUCCCCUAGUACCCAGGGACGUACUGGUGCUCUUCAGUGACCAGCUAUGGCACAGUGCCCUGCACCUCUCUGGGGGCGACAGUAACAACAGCACACUGCACCUCUCUGGGGGUGACAGUAGCAACAGCACCCUGCACCUCUCUGGGGGUGACAGUAGCAACAGCACCCUGCACCUCUCUGGGGGCGACAGUAACAACAGCGCCCUGCACCUCUCUGGGGGCGACAGUAACAACAGCACCCUGCACCUCUCUGGGGGCGACAGUACCAACAGCACCCUGCACCUCUCUGGGGGCGACAGUAACAACAGCGCCCUGCACCUCUCUGGGGGCGACAGUAACAACAGCACUCUGCACCUCUCUGGGGGCGACAGUACCAACAGCACCCUGCACACCUCUGGGGGCGACAGUAACAACAGCGCCCUGCACCUCUCUGGGGGCGACAGUAACAACAGCACUCUGCACCUCUCUGGGGGCGACAGUAACAACAGCACUCUGCACCUCUCUGGGGGCAACAGUAACAACAGCACCCCACACCCCCUGCUGCUCAUCAAGUUCUUCAUCAUCGUCUGCAGGAACAUGGAAACCAUUGACCAAGAGAAGACCCCAGGCUAUGUCUUCGAGACCAUUAAACUGUUAAACUUCUGCUUGACUCAGCUGAAGAAGCAGCCUGAGGAUCAGUCAUCCCUCCAGACAGUGAUUCAGUAUGGCCUGAUGCUGUUGGAGAGUCUCUUUGACCCCUACCAUACAUGGAGGAGACGCCUGGCAGGGGAGGAGGUGAGCAUGGUGGAGAGGAGCAAGUAUAAGUUCUCCCCUAUCCCCUUACCAGAGGAGCUGCCUGCUCUAUUCCAUGACAGCCUGCAGGACAGCCAGCAGAUCCCAGAGGUCCUCACUCUCCGAUUGGUCCAUCUCCAAGGGGCCGUCAUCAGUGGCAGCAAGAAGAACGGCCUGCUCUCCAUCACCCCCCAGUCUGUGGAGGACCUUCUCUCUGUACUCCGAGCCUGGUGCCUCCGGACCUCCUCCGACCUCAAGGACCCCAAAGACCCCAGGCUGCUACGGCUGACCCUGCAGUGCCUGACUGCAAUGGUGCAUAUCCUCCACUCCAGUAGUCCUGCAGAGCGCCUGCUGGAGAUCAGGACCGUGUUGGAUGGCUACUUCCAGGUCCUGAACUGGAACCGGCCUCCAGGGUUAGGGAAUGAGCAGGAGGACGGGCAAGACUGGGAGGACCACCUCAUCACCCUCCAGAGUCACAUGCUGACUUCGGUGCCUGAGAUCUUGCAGUGUUCAGACAGGCCGGUGCUGCAGGCCAUCUUCCUCAACAACAACUGCUUCGAACACAUCCUCCGACUCAUCCAGAACAGCAAGGUUUUGGAGAAAGGUUCUGACUGCAUCACAGUCCAUGCCCUCGGAGUCCUCACAUCCAUCAUGAGUAACUCCCCUUCUGCCAAGGAGGUUUUCAAGGAGAGGAUCGGCUACUCCCAGCUGUUUGAUGUGCUGAAGAGCCAGGGCCAGCCCACUAAACGCCUGCUGCAGGAGCUCAUGAACAUGGCGGUGGAAGGGGAACACGCCCACGCCCAUCACCUGGGUAUCAGUAACGACCAGCCCCUCCUCCUCCUCCUCCAGUGGUUGCCUGACCUGGGCCCCCAGAGGGACCUGCAGCUCCUGGUAGCCCAGUGGCUGACUGCGGUCUGCGGGAGCUCCCUGUCCUGCCGUACGGUGGCCGUGGAGGCUGGCCUGGUGGGGGCUGUGCUCCAUGUCCUCUCCCAGCCACAGAGACUGGACCGCCAGUGUGCAGACGCCCUCCUGGGGCUGUUACAGGACCUGGGGUCUCUCUGUCUGAGGCCUGCUGAGCUGAAGAGUCUGUUGAGGCUGCUCCGACCCCCCGACCAGGGCCAGGAUGUGUUGGCAGGGAAGGGGACCGGGACACACCCCUACUGCGCCCGCAUCAUCCGGGUUCUGGCGGCGAUGGCGGCCAGGGAGGGGAGGGAAAGCGCCCUUCAGUACUUUGACCUGACCCAUCCCCUGGCGGGGAUCAUGGUGCCCACGGUCCAGCGCUGGCCAGGCAGCGGGUUUUCCUUCCACGCCUGGCUCUGUCUCAACAUGGACUUCCCUCCAUUCCCCUCAGAGUUCUCCACCCCCAGCACACGCUCGUCUACUGGGGCACCAGGGGCGGCGACCCGGGGUAUGGGCAAAGGCCCCCGCAGGAAACAGCUGUACAGCCUGUUGACAGCCAGUGGUACAGGUCUGGAGGCUUUCUUCACCUUGGAGGGAGUGCUGGUUGUGGCCGUCUGCACUAAGAAGGACUACAUGGCUGUGUCCCUUCCAGAACAGCCUCUAACAGACUGCUGCUGGCACUCUGUGGACAUAGUCCACAUUCCCGGCCGCCGUCCCUUCGGUCAGAAUCUGGUCACCAUCUACAUCGAUGGAGAACAGUGCAAGAUAGCCCAACUCCGCUUCCCCUCGCUCAACGAGCCUUUCACCUCCUGUUGCAUUGGCUCAGCAGGCCACCGCACCACCACCACCACCACGUCGCCCACCCUGCCUCCCCCCUCCCUCCCCCCGGCAGAGAUGGCCUUCCCCGCCCACGCCCCCCCCAUCACCCGCUCCCAGUCCUUCCCAGCCUCCUUUGCGGCAGGCCGCUGGGGGCCUGGGCCCGGGCCUCUGCAUGACGCUCUCGUCCACACCAUCCCAGCCGGGCUGCAGGACACGGAGUGGGGCACGCCCACCUCACUGGACGGGCUCCUGGGGACCGCCUUCAUCUGUCAUGAGGCCCUGCAGCCAGCGCACACCAAGGCCCUACACACUGCUGGCCCCAACCAUGUGUCCCUGUUCAAGGCGGAUGGAGAGCUGUCAGACCUCAACAGUAAACUGCUUCUCUACUACACUCCUCAGGCCUUCAAGAGUCAGAUCUGUGUGGACCUGUCUCCUAACCUCCAGUAUGAUGGCAGACUGACAGGCCACAGGGUGGUGAACAGGGACAUCAAGGAUGUGUUGAACACGGUGGGGGGCAUGGGGGUGCUGCUGCCCCUCCUGGAACAGGUGUGUGAGGCAGAGCAGGCGGAGGGAGGAGGUCAGGAGACAUCAGACCUGCUGGGACCAGAACUAACCUCUAGCUCCUCCCGGGGGCCUGUCGACAUGCUGCUGCCACUGGGCAGGUCCUCCGAUGGUCGGCUGGAGAGGAACAGUGUAGCAGCCUUCCUGCUGAUGGUGAAGAAUCUGAUUCGUCAUCACCCUGCCAACCAGGAGAGCCUACUGAACUGCCACGGACCCAGCAUUAUAGGAGCCAUGCUCACUAAGGUCCCAGGCUGUAUGAUUGAUAUGUCUGUGCUGAUGGCGUGUCAGUUCCUGUUGGAGCAGGUCUCCAGUGAGGAGAACAGUCCAUUGCUCCUGCAGCUCUACCAGCACCUGUUGUUCGACUUCCGCAUCUGGAGCAGCAGCCACUUCGCUGUGUGUCUGGGCCAUGUCCAGUACCUGUCAUUUGUGAUCAAGGACGGGAAUCAGCGCAUGAGGAAGAAGUAUGGAGUACAGUACAUCCUGGAUACCAUACGGACACACUACAGUGUGGAGAAAGAUGGCAGUCCUCUGUCUGAUGAAAAGCAGACUGUUCAGAUCUCUCUGUUCUCUCUGCUGAGAGACAUCCUCCUCAAGUCUCCUACUCCUGAAGAGCUCCACAGCAUCUUGGCCUACAUCCUGACUAUAGGAGAGGAGCAGCAGGUGGUGAGUGCGUUAGAUGUGGUUUACAGUCUGUUGAAGAGCACCCCUCCCAGAGAGCAGGUCCAGGCUGUGCUGUUGGAGUGGGGAGUAGAACAGCUCUACUGUCUGCUGCUCAAAGACAGAUUUGGAGAUGAGGCCAGGGAGAGAGUCUUCAGGGUUCUGUUCAAGAUCCUGAAGAGUGAGCGAGUGUCUGAGCGCGCCAAGCAACGUGUCAAGUUGAAGGAUUUUGGAUACCUGGGUCUUGUCUGUUUCCUAGGAGACGUCCCCGUAACCAUGUCCACCGUGCGCUGUCUGUACGAGCAGGUCCUCGCUACAGAUGCCACUCCUAACUUCAGAGACCUGCUGGCUGUGGUCUAUCUGUCCCACCGUGCUGAGCUCACUGUCCGUCUGGACGUCUGUCGCAAGCUCUUCAACCUGAUCUACAACAGUGAGGACUGUGUUCGUCAGCUGGCCCGUCAGCCAGGCUGGCAGGGUAUGUUAACUAAGCUCUAUAUGAAGUCCUAUGAGUCCCGUGGUGCCUCCCUGGCCAGCUCCAGCACCCACAGCUCCCUGGACCCCUCCUCCUCCUCCCGCCCCCCUCUCAGGAGAGACCACAACAUGGUCAUAGAAGACUCCCAGGACGCUCGCACAGACGUCUUCCUCCCUUACACCUCGCCGGAGGAGGAAGAGGAGGAGGAGGGAGAUGGCGAGGGCCUGGGAGGGAGGAAUAUCUCAGAGGGUUUCUCCGACCUCUCUCAGUCUUCCCCUAACAGCAGUGGAGGCACGUUGAAGGACUUUGCCGACUCUCUCCAAUUGAAGUCGUUUGACACGUUGAACACCGUGGACAUCCCCUCCACUCGGUUCCAAGGGGAGGCCCCCUACCACCCUCUGUCCCCAUUCGGCACCUCGCCCUUUGAGCUGGAGCUGGGGGGUAUGAGGGGCGAGACGGGGACAGGGAACCACACCCCUGCAGACACCCCCUCCCCCCUGGAGCACAGCCGGCCGUUCCCCUCUCUGAGACCCAGGAAGAGCUCCAGUCUGUCCAACGUGCUGGACGACACCAACUAUGGAACUGACCCCCAGGCAGCUGACACCAUCUCCAACACCUCCAACCCACAGCAGACACCAGAGGAGGAGCUGUGUAACCUGCUGACUAACAUCGUGUUCUCUGUGCUGUGGAGAGGCAGUGGGGCGGAGGGGGGGGGGGACGCCGUGUGGAGGGAGAGGGGACAGGUCUUCUCUGUCCUCACCAAGCUGGGCUCCUCCUGCCAACUGGUCCGCCCGCCUGACGAUAUCAAAUGCAGUCUGUUAGAGAUGAUGCUGGAGUCUUCUCUGUCAGACCUGAGGGACUCCCAGGGUGUGUUUCUGCCAUUCUUCCCCAGUCUGCUCCGCCUCCUCAGGCUGCUCCAGGACUUCCUCUUCUCAGAGGGAACAGACAACCAGGCACUGUGGAGCGAGAAGAUCUUUGAGGGGGUGGUGAAUCUGCUGGACAGACUACAGGCCUGGCACAGCACCCCUGUUACCCCUGGGGGUGUGGAUCUCAGAGAGAUGGCUCAGAUCGGCCUGCGCAUCAUCACCGGCUACAUCCAGCAACAGGACUCACAGGUGUCUGUAAUGGCCUGCGUUAAACUCCACAGCCUCCUGCAGACUGUUCUGUCUCUGGGCUGGGAUGAGGUGUGCUUCCUGCUGGGGCGACUCGGUGCCCCCCUGUGGCCCGGCGGGGUAAUGGAGGCGGGCACCAACGGAGGGCACACAGAGACAUUUUCUCAGCUGGUGCCCAUCGUGCGUACCCUCCUGGACCAACACGCUGACCCCGUGACCCUGCACGGCCUGCUGCCCAGCCUGCCAGUCACCAACGGCAGCUCCACCUUCGCCCAGGACCUCCAGAGCUACUGCCAUACAGUAGAGUGGCUGGACUUCUGCCAACGCCAUGUGCAGCCCACCAUGGAGCAGUAUGAACUGGAUACGUUUGGCAAGAGUCAUGACCUCAUGUCUAACUUCUGGAACUCAUGCUUUGAUGACCUGAUGAGCACUGCCAUACAGCGGGACAAAGAGCGGGCCUACAGCAAAGACAAGUUCCAGGAGGUGAUAUUGGACCCGUACCUGAGGCGGGUACGCAGUGAAAACAGUCGUUACCACAGUGGUCAGAAACAGAGCUCCGGCCAGCAGGGGGUGGUGUGGCGCCACUGGAAGUCCCUCCGCAGGCUGCUCACAAGCGAGAGAGGGGCCUGGGCACACAGAGUCCCACUAGAGGUGAAAUGGAAGUUGUCCAGUGCGGAGACGUAUUCUAAGAUGCGUCUGAAACUGGUGCCCAACUACCACUAUGACACUCACCUGGAAGCCAGCGCCUCCAGAGACAAUAUGGGAGCUGAUAGCCCUCGCAGUUCAGAACCCCUCCCAUUGGCUGUUGCCAAGGAGGCCAAAGUGAGUGACAUGGAGGACGACCAGUUAGGAGAAGAGGACAUUGUCUUUCUGGACAACAAGGUGGAGGGGGAGGACGACAGUCAGAAGGAGAAGCUGGUUCUGUCGGAGGACUGUGAGCUCAUCACCAUCGUGGCGGUGGUUCCGGGUCGGCUGGAGGUCACCACACAUCACCUCUACUUCUACGACGCCAGCAGUGAGAAGGAGGAGACGGAAGAGGGAAUUGGGUUUGAUUUCAAGCGGCCCCUGUCUCAGCUGAGAGAGGUGCACCUGAGACGAUACAACCUGCGUCGCUCUGCUGUGGAGAUGUUCUUCAUCGACCAGUCACACUACUUCAUCAACUUCAAGAAGAAGGUGAGGAACAUGGUGUACUCUAGGAUCCUGGGGCUGCGGCCCCCCAACCUCUUCUAUUUCGGCUCCCGCUCUCCUCAGGAGCUCCUCAAGGCUUCUGGACUCACACAGAGAUGGGUAUGCAGAGAGAUUUCCAACUUUGAAUAUCUGAUGCAACUGAACACCAUCUCUGGACGUACCUACAACGACCUGUCUCAGUACCCUGUGUUCCCAUGGGUGCUGAGUGACUACACCUCUCCAGUUCUGGACCUGGAGGACCCAGCCGUGUUCAGAGACCUGUCUAAACCCGUCGGAGUAGUCAACUCCCGCCACGCACAGAACGUCAGGGAGAAGUAUGAGAGCUUUGAGGACUCAACCGGCACGAUAGAUAAGUUCCACUAUGGAACACACUACUCUAACGCAGCAGGAGUCAUGCACUACAUGAUCCGUAUGGAACCCUUCACCACCCUCCACAUCCAGCUGCAGAGCGGCAGGUUUGACUGUGCAGACCGUCAGUUCCACUCUGUAGCAGCAGCCUGGCAGGCUCGCAUGGAGAGCCCCGCUGACGUCAAAGAGCUCAUCCCUGAGUUCUUCUACUUUCCAGAGUUCCUGCAGAACAUCAACGGGUUUGACCUGGGCAGUCUGCAGAUGACCCAGGACAAUGUGACUGAUGUUCUGUUACCACAAUGGGCCUUGUCUAGAGAAGACUUCAUCAGGAAACACAGGAAGGCUCUGGAGUGUGAGCAUGUGUCCUCUCACCUCCAUGAGUGGAUUGACCUGAUCUUUGGCUGCAAGCAGAGAGGGGAGAAGGCUGUGGAGGCUCUCAAUGUCUUCUACUACUGUACCUAUGAAGGUGCGGUGGAUCUGGACGCCAUAGCCAAUGAGACGGAGCGCAAGGCCCUGGAGGGCAUCAUCAGUAACUUUGGACAGACGCCCUGUCAACUACUCAAGGAGCCACACCCCCCUCGUAUGUCAUCAGAGAGUGCCUCUAGGAGGCAGGCCCGCAUGGACACUCUACCCCCCAACCUGUUUGAACAGCUCGACAAACUACGCCCUUUUAUGGAGGUGGUGUGUGAUGGGCGGCCUCUGGUCCAGGCGGUGGUUCCCAGGAACCAGAACCGCUCCUUUAUCAUCCAGGGCUCUGACGUACUGGUGACAGUGAGUUCUAACGGUCUGAUUGGGACCCACAGCUGGCUGCCUUACGAUAAGAACAUCGCCAACUACUUUACCUUCACCAAGGACCCCACCGUGGCCAAUCCCAAAACCCAGCGGUUCCUGAGUGGUCUCUUAUUCCCAGGGGUAGAGCUCAGUACUCAGGUGUUGGUGGUGUCUAACGAUGGCCGUCUGCUGUUCAGUGGAGGACACUGGGACUGCAGCCUCCGAGUCACCCAGCUGGGAAAGGGCAAACUGGUGGGCAAGAUCUGCCGACACAUCGAUGUGGUGACUUGUCUGGCUCUGGACCUCUGUGGUAUCUACCUCAUCUCUGGUUCCAGGGAUACAUCCUGUAUCGUGUGGCAGGUUCUACAGCAGGGUGGGUUCUCCAGUGGUCUCUCUCCUCGUCCAGUGCAGGUCCUCUGUGGACACGACCAGGAGGUCACCUGUGUGGCAAUCAGCACCGAGCUGGACAUGGCUGUCUCUGGGUCAAAGGAUGGUACUCUGAUAAUCCACAGUGUACGUCGUGGCCAGUUCCUUCGUACCCUGCGUCCGCCCGGUGAGAGCUGCCUGCCUGCCCGGGUCACUGAGCUGCAGGUGGGCAUGGAGGGGCACAUCGUGGCACAGACCGCCCUGGAGGGACUCACUGCUGGGAAGGAGAAGUACUCCCUCCAUGUUUACUCUGUGAACGGCUGUCUGCUGUCAUCUGUCAGCCUGGAGGAACAGGUGACAGCUCUCUACCUGGUCCCUGAUUACAUCAUCCUGGGAACCCAGCAGGGAAACCUACACAUCAGACACCUGCACAGUCUGGUGCUGGCUGUGUCUCCCCUGGCGUUGAAGGUGGCUGUGAGGAGUGUGUCGGUGACCAAAGAGAGCAGCCACAUCCUGGUGGGCCUGGAGGAUGGAAAGCUCAUCGUGGUGGGGGCCGGGAAACCAGAGGAGGUGCGCUCGGGUCAGUUCUCCCGUCGGCUGUGGGGCUCAACACGCAGGAUCUCUCAGGUUUCCUCAGGAGAGACAGAAUACAACCCCACUGAUACUUCUGGGAAGUGAGGGUCGCCAUGAAAACAUACAGAAGGCAAUAUUAUCGUAGCAUAUUAGGUUCACCCGAGGCUUGGUUAGUGGUUGAUGGCUGGCACCCAAUUCCUAUAUAGUGCCUAUUGGGUUCUGGUCACAAGUAGUGCACUAUAUAGGGAAUAGGGUGCAAUUUGGGACAUAGACCUUUUUUUUUAUUUGCCAGCAGUGGAUUUGCUGGAUCAGAAUGAAGGGAGUAGAGACCCUGGAUGUUGGUGUCAGAAAGCCCACCCAGAACUUUACUGGACUGACUGACCGUUAAAUGGACUGUAAUCUCCAGCCUCCCCAACCUCUAUGGGUCCAAACCUCUAUGGGUUCAAGCCACUGAGCUCUCCGAGAGACACACGAUUAAACCAAGGCUUUUUUUUUCUACACAAGGGAAAAUAAAGUAUUUCUUUAUUUAGGUGGUUUUAUACUCUGUUUUUAAAAAGGCAUCAUUCCAAAGAUUACUUGUGUUUUGUAGACAAGAGAGGAGACCUUGUUUUAUGUGGUUCCCGACCCCUUUUACUGGGUUGUUCCAAGGCCAGUUGUGUGGCAAUGGCACCUUGUCUAAAAGUCCUAGAAACUUGAAAACUAUAAACGUUGCAAGAGAUUCCCAUGGUGAAGUACCAGUGGAUCCCACUAGAGGGCUGGAUUUCUCUCUCUACAUGUGUGCUGGAAAUAGAAAAGCAUUAACUGUUUGGAACGGUCCAGACCAGUGUUUCCCAACCCUGGUCCUCCAGUACCCCCAACAGUACACAUUUAUAUUGUAACCCUGGACAAGCACACCUCAUUCAACUAGUCAACUAAUCAUAAAGUCCUCAAUGAGCUGAAUGAGGUGUGUUUGUCCAGGGCUACAACGAAAAUGUGUACUACUGGAGGACCAGGGUUGGGAAACACUGGUCCGGACAGUAUGUGUGGUUUGUAUUGUCAUAUUGUCACAUGAUGGAUGGUGACGUUCACAACAAAUGAAUCACUGUUGCCUUAAAUAGGAGAGAAGAGAUCACUGUUUUAUUACGGUAAAUAGCAUCUGAAUGUGCAGAUCAUAUUACUGGUUUAGAUUAUUGGUUUGAUUGGUUUUGUUUGUUCCUGAUGUAUUGCCUGUGUUGCAUUUAUUGAUGACUCAUUUAGUUUGUCAGUGACCUUCAUCUUCACUCCUUACACAGAUACUAUUUUCCAGCAGAGAAUACCUUAUUAUAACUGUUCUUAUUGUUGAAAACGUGUAACUGAAAAGUGCCUUUCAUCUUUUCCUCGAACACUGAUUUGCACAAGAUGAGAUGAUCCCAUCUUAUUUUUCAGUCUCUCCAUCUGCCUGCCAGCUUUUCCCCUGCAUUCCCCUCCUCCUCCUCCUGCUCUGUCCAUCACUUUUACUUCUGUAGUAGGCUGGUGUUUUACAGUUGCUCCAGUCUUCAUAAGGACCUACGUCCUCCACACCAAAUCACUUGUAACUAACAGUCUUAUUGUUAGGACACUGUUAGACAGACAGCUGUUAAAGUGUCCUCAUCUGUCAGGGCUAGGCUAUUUAACCUUUAUACUGCUAUUAUCUUAUUAUUUUCUGAAGCACUGAACCCUUUUGAACCAGAGAUGGUAUGUGUCCCAAAUGGUACCCUUUUCCCUAUAUAGUGCACUACUUUUGAUCAGGGCUCUGGUCAAAAGUACUGCACUAUAUAGGGAAUAGGGUACGAUUUGAAACGCUGUCGUGGUGUCUGUAGAACACAUGGGUGGAAAGACAGACUGGGCUCCCAACGACCCAGUAGAGGAAUGUACUUCCUGUGAAACCCCCGCCCCCCUUGUUGCGGCUGGGUUGGAGAGAGUCUAUUGUUAUGCACUGUCAUGAUGGGAUGGGAGAGACGCAAAGGGAGCGUCCCAAAUGGCACCAUGUGUAGUGCACUACUUUUGACCAGGGCCCAUAUAUGGUGGCAUUUGGGACUCACACACAAAGACAAAGGGAACCGUUGGGAAAAUGCCAUGGCAACAAAAUGGCACCUACCGGCUAACGUCUCUAGUCUCUACUAACAGACUGCAAUCUGUGAUUGGAUGGAGAGUGAGAAAAAAUUUAGAAUAUUGCUGUAAUCUUUUCCACCAGCCGGCUCUCUCAGUAGCACUUGAGCCUGGGAACGAGGUUAAUGUUGCUGUAACUUUUGAUGGUUGUUUUAUAGCGUGUCGCUAUGCUAUGUGUUUAAAAGGUCAAGGGUCACAAUAUAUGGUAAUGUAUUAUUACAUGUUUAUUUUAAUGAUCUGGCUGUGAUGUU
This is a messenger RNA of Coregonus clupeaformis (lake whitefish), 11632 nucleotides long. Its product is annotated as neurobeachin-like protein 2. The coding region runs from base 576 to 9380 and encodes 2934 amino acids. Gene Ontology annotation, molecular function: protein kinase binding. NCBI's taxonomy places the organism in Eukaryota, Metazoa, Chordata, Actinopteri, Salmoniformes, Salmonidae. Gene Ontology annotation, cellular component: cytosol; membrane. Gene Ontology annotation, biological process: intracellular protein localization. The transcript is spliced from 58 exons. The record is from RefSeq and is a predicted model, not a curated record.